AUGGAUAAAUAUUCCAAUAGUGUAAAGGUUGCAGAGGAGUUACUUAAGCAUAAAACAAACAUCUGUGGCACAAUUAGAGUAAACAGAGRAUUGCCAAAUGGUUUAAAAUCUGCUACAUUGAAAAAUAAGUCAAUGGAAUUUCUUAGAAAAGGGAAAAUUUGGGUACAAAAAUGGAAUUCGGGCAAAAAAUUGAUAACGAUGAUUUCUACGAUACAUUCAGCAGACAURGUCGAAUGUGCAAGUAAAAGAACCAAAAAGAAGUACAUUAAACCAAUUUGCAUACGAGAGUAUAACAAAUUUAUGAAAGGUGUUGAUCACGCCGAUCAAUACCUAUCAUUCAAACAAUUUUUACUAAACCUUGCACUAGCAUGGAUUAAUGGGAAUGAAGAGGAGCAACAAUCAAGAUCRGCUGCUCAAUGUAAUAAAAGAUCGCCGAGGUUUGAUYCAUCAGGCAGACUUACUACGAACAUGAGAAAACAUAGAAUAACAUGUAUUAGUGGUAAUGGGAGAAUUCAAAACCCGCGAAGGGCUUGUAAAGUUUGCAGUGCCGCCAAGAAAAAAAGUUCCACUGCAUACAUGUGUUCUUCCUGCAACGUUCCUCUGCAUGUUGGAAAAUGUUUUCAAAAUUAUCAUACUAAAAAGAACUAUGGAUCCUAG
This is a messenger RNA of Polistes dominula (European paper wasp), 657 nucleotides long. RefSeq names its product piggyBac transposable element-derived protein 4-like. Lineage: Eukaryota; Metazoa; Arthropoda; Insecta; Hymenoptera; Vespidae. The record is from RefSeq and is a predicted model, not a curated record.